Fukomys damarensis (Damara mole-rat) is the source of this 3276-nucleotide messenger RNA. RefSeq names its product whirlin (gene Whrn). The record is from RefSeq and is a predicted model, not a curated record. NCBI's taxonomy places the organism in Eukaryota, Metazoa, Chordata, Mammalia, Rodentia, Bathyergidae. The transcript has 13 exons. The annotation marks the transcript as partial. Gene Ontology annotation, cellular component: photoreceptor inner segment; plasma membrane; stereocilia ankle link complex. Gene Ontology annotation, molecular function: protein binding. Gene Ontology annotation, biological process: auditory receptor cell stereocilium organization; sensory perception of sound.
GGCGGCGGAGGCGCAGGGUUGCGGCUGCUAUCUGCCAACGUGCGCCAGCUGCACCAGGCGCUGACCGCGCUGCUGAGCGAAGCGGAACGAGAGCAGUUCACUCACUGCCUGAAUGCGUACCACGCGCGCCGCAACGUUUUCGACCUGGUGCGCACCCUGCGCGUCCUGCUGGACAGCCCGGUCAAGCGGCGCCUGCUACCCAUGCUGCGUCUGGUCAUCCCGCGCUCGGAUCAGCUCCUCUUCGACCAGUACACUGCCGAGGGCCUCUACCUGCCUGCCAACGCCCCCUACAGGCAGCCCUCCUGGUGCGGCCCCGACAGUGUGGGUCCGGGGGAGGUGCGUCUGGUGAGCUUGCGGCGCGCCAAGGCCCACGAGGGACUGGGCUUCAGCAUCCGCGGGGGCUCAGAGCACGGCGUGGGCAUCUACGUUUCCCUGGUGGAGCCGGGUUCCCUGGCCGAGAAGGAAGGGCUGCGGGUCGGGGACCAGAUUCUGCGUGUCAACGAUAAAUCCCUGUCCCGGGUGACACAUGCGGAGGCUGUCAAGGCUCUGAAGGGCUCCAAGAAGCUGGUGCUGUCUGUAUACUCGGCAGGGCGCAUCCCUGGGGGCUAUGUCACCAACCACAUCUACACCUGGGUGGACCCGCAGGGCCGCAGCAUCUCUCCACCCUCCGGCCUGUCCCAGCCCCAUGGCAGCACUCUGAGACAGCAUGAGGGUGACCGGAGGAGUGGCCUGCACCUCCUGCAAGGCGGGGAUGAGAAAAAGGUAAACCUGGUGCUGGGGGAUGGCCGGUCCCUGGGCCUCACCAUCCGCGGAGGAGCUGAGUACGGCCUCGGCAUUUACAUCACCGGUGUGGACCCAGGCUCGGAAGCAGAGAGCGGUGGGCUCAAGGUCGGGGACCAGAUUCUGGAGGUGAACGGGCGGAGCUUUCUCAACAUCCUGCACGACGAGGCUGUAAAGCUGCUCAAGUCGUCUCGGCACCUCAUUCUGACCGUGAAAGACGUGGGGCGCCUGCCGCACGCGCGCACCACCGUGGACGAGACCAAAUGGAUCGCCAGUUCCCGGAUCGCGGACAGCGCUGCCGGCUCUCCAGGGUUUCCGGGGGACCUCACCACAGAGGGGACAAACAAGCUGGGAUUUUACAAGGGCCCAGCUGGCUCCCAGGUGACCCUGAGCAGCCUGGGGAACCAGACGCGAGUGCUGCUGGAGGAGCAGGCCCGUCACGUGCUGAAUGGGCAGGAGUGUGCCACCAUGGCCUACUACCUGGACCAGUACCGCAGGGGCAGCAUCUCCGUGGAGGCCCUCGCCACCGCCCUGUUCGAGCUGCUCAACACCCACGCGAAGUUCGCACUCCUCUCUGAAGUGAGAGGCACCAUCUCCCCGCAAGACCUGGACCGCUUCGACCACCUGGUGCUGAGGCGGGAGAUCGAGUCCAUGAAGGCAAGGCAGCCACCAGGCCCCGGGGCUGGGGACACCUACUCUGUGGUUUCCUACAGUGACACGGGCUCAUCCACUGGAAGCCACGGCACCUCCACCACUGUCAGCUCGGCCAGGGAGCGGCUGCUGUGGCUUAUAGACCUGAUGGAGAACACCCUGGACCUGGAGGAAACUGGUGAGGCCGUGCAGGGUGGGGCCAACGCCCUCCCCGACGUGUCCGUGGACGAUGUCAGACGCCCCUCCGAGGGGCUGCCCAGCGCCAGGCCACCGCCUCCCCCGCCACCUCUGGCUCAAGGCCAUGACCGCCCGCUUGGCCCGUUGAGGAAGCCUGGACAGGAGGACCCCCCCGCUCCCUCCUCCUCCUCUUCCCACUCAGGCAUCGUCUUCUCCGCACCGCCACGGAACCACAGCCCACCACAGGGCACCGCACCCACCCCAGGGACUUCUCCGGCCCAGGACUCGCCCUCCUCCCCCAUCUAUGCCUCUGUCUCCCCUGCCAACCCUGGCUCCAAAAGACCGCUGGACGCCCACCUGGCCCUGGUCAAUCAGCAGCCCAUCGGGCCCUUCCCUCGGGUCCAGUCUCCGCCGCACCCAAAGAGCCCCCCUGUCGACAUCCCGGGGGCUGGGGGCUGCCUCCCGACACCCUCACCCUCUGACCCGCCAGACCAGAUCAGCACCAACCAACACUUCGUCACGGUGGAGGUGCACCGCCCCGACAGCGAGCCGGACGUGAACGAAGUGCGGGCCCUGCCCCAGAUGCGCACAGCAUCCACACUCUCCCAGCUCUCUGACAGUGGGCAGACUCUGAGUGAGGACAGUGGUGUGGAUGCCGGCGAGGCGGAGGCCAGUGCCCCAGGCCGAGGCAGACAGAUGGCAUCCACCAAGAGCAGGAGCAGUAAGGAGCUGCCGUGGAGCGAAAGGACCGCAGAGGCGGGCAACAAACCGCCUGGGCUUCUAGAGCCAACGUCCACCCUGGUCCAAGUAAAGAAGAGUGCAGCCACCCUGGGCAUCGCCAUUGAGGGUGGGGCCAACACACGCCAGCCGCUGCCAAGGAUCGUCACAAUUCAGCGAGGGGGCUCAGCCCACAACUGUGGGCAGCUCAAGGUGGGCCACGUGAUCCUGGAGGUGAAUGGGCUGACGCUACGUGGCAAGGAGCACCGGGAGGCUGCCCGGAUCAUCGCCGAGGCCUUUAAGACCAAGGACCGCGACUACAUCGACUUCCUGGUCACUGAGUUCAAUGUGAUGCUCUAGAGGCCAGUGCCGAGCACCUCCCACCACUGUGCAGCUCCUGGUCCCCGUCCCUUCCCUGUCCUGGCAAUUUCAGGCUCCCUGAGGAGUGGGGGCUGGAUGGCCAGGGUGGCAGGAAGGCACCCUCUACUCACUUUGUCCUGACCUACUGGACCAGAGUCGGGCAAGGUAGACGGCAGGUCAGAAUCUGUGCCCGUACACUGUAGGCGCUUGGUAUAAGGGGGCUGCAGGAAGAGGAGGGGGGUUGGACGGGGGGCUCUGCUGCCCCUUGGCCCUGAUACCUGAGCCUUUGUCCAGAGUGAGGUCACAGGAGAAUCCAAGGAUGCAGUUUCCUGCCACGGGCCUCCUGCAGGACCUUCAGUGCCACAAAUAAGCAUCAAGACACCCCCACUCCCACCCCUGUUUCUCCUGGCUCCUCAUCACCGUGGUAUUUAUUAUUUAUUUUCCACCCUGAACUGCGGGGACCUCAAAGCCCCAGCUUCCCUCUGCACUCCCAGCCUAUCCCAGAGGCCUUGCGGGCGACCAACAACGUCCGUGUAUUUAUAUACAGAGCUUAUGACUUUAAUUUUUCAAUAAAGAAAUCUGAACCAGGUU